Prorocentrum cordatum is the source of this 582-nucleotide messenger RNA. The record is from the annotation of a GenBank genome assembly. Lineage: Eukaryota; Dinophyceae; Prorocentrales; Prorocentraceae.
AUGAGGGCGGCGACGGACGGGCUCGGGCGGGCGGAGCCCCACUGCCGCGGGUGCCCGCCGCCGGGCCACCAAUUCCUCAGCGUCCCGGCCGCGUGGUCCACGUCACCGCCCACGGACACCCCGAAGCACACGCCCGGGUCGCCCAGCUCCCGGCCGAGGCUGGGCAGCGCCCCCAGCAGCCAGGCGGAGAAGCCCCGCUCGCUGGGCGCCUCGCCCAGCUGCGCCGGAGGCUCCGCCCAGCGGAGCUCCCGGGGCGCCAGCGCGGCGGCGCCGCGCGAGGCUGCGUGCGCGCUGGGCGGCGGCAGCGGGCCGGACGGGUCCUCCCCCUCGCCCAGGAGCUCGCGCAGGGCGGUCGCCGAGAGGAGCGCUGUCUUCACCCCGCCGCCGCCCACGUCGAAGGCACGCACGGAGCGCCCGGCGUCCGCCAGCUGCCGCCGCACGGCCGCCGCGAAGGCGGCCGGCCCGUCCUCGCCCGCCUCGGGUGCUGAUCACUCGCCCCACCAUUGCGCGACGCCCGACCGCCGUCUGGCGGAGGGACGGCCAGUCGCCCAUCGCGCGCGCGAGCGCCAGGCGCCGAGGUAG